This is a messenger RNA of Solanum verrucosum, 378 nucleotides long. RefSeq names its product jasmonate-induced oxygenase 2-like. NCBI's taxonomy places the organism in Eukaryota, Viridiplantae, Streptophyta, Magnoliopsida, Solanales, Solanaceae. The record is from RefSeq and is a predicted model, not a curated record. The coding region runs from base 1 to 378 and encodes 125 amino acids. The transcript is spliced from 2 exons.
AUGGCAGUGUCAUUGAACGUAGAGGAGAACUGCUUUCUAGACCAGUGUGGAGAACGCGGAAACAUGAUUGCAAGAUUCAACUUCUAUCCUCUGUGUCCAAGGCCUGAUGUUGUACUCGGAGUCAAACAACAUGCUGAUUCAUCGGCUAUUACCAUCCUGUUGCAAGACAAAGAAGUUGAAGGGCUUCAGGUUCUCAAAGAUGAUCAAUGGUUCAGAGUGCCUGUUGUACCGUAUGGUUUACUCAUUAAUGUUGGAGAUCAAGUUGAGAUAAUGAGCAAUGGCAUCUUUAAGAGCCCCGUGCACAGGGUGUUGACGAAUGCAGAACGAGAAAGAAAUACCCUUGCUAUUUUCAUUAUGCCAGAUGUAGCUGUUGAAUAG